Symbiodinium sp. CCMP2456 is the source of this 3006-nucleotide messenger RNA. Lineage: Eukaryota; Dinophyceae; Suessiales; Symbiodiniaceae. The record is from the annotation of a GenBank genome assembly.
AUGCUAGAGAAUGUCGCAAGCUGCUCCCGUGACUUCUCUGAUGCUGUUACUCAGAGUAUGCUUGGGCCGCCCCUGGCCGUCUCAGCUGCUUCCUUUGGUUGGGUUGACCGCAAACGUCUCUUCUGGUGCAAUGAUGGUAGACGGUCUGUCUCCCAGCUCCCAGCCUUGGCCCUCCCUAAGCAAGCCAAAUCCGAGCGAGGACAGUCUGGCUGGCACGUCCGGUGGCAAGACAAGAAGCCCUGGCCGCCGGCAGUGGCCUUCUCUGAUGGCUUCCAGCCCUUCUCGCCGGCAAACAAUGCAGCCUCGGCCCAGGACAUGCCAUGCUUUCCUGUGUUCACGCGAAGCUUUCGUCACCCACCUGACCAGGGCCCCUUGUCUGACCGAGCUACCCUGCAGCGAUUCCGUGAUGAUGGCUGCCGUUACCCGCUGUUCUGCUAUGCUGAACCUGCCUUGCUAUGGCGCGGUUCCGAGUGGCGGGUCCCUUCCAGCUCUGAGCGUGCCCAGAUCAUGGGUAUCCCGCCGGCCCUCUUGCACUGGGCCCCAGCCAAGCAAGGCCAUGAGGUGGAUGACGCGUGUAAGGAGCAGGUCCGCUCAUCCUUAGUGGGCAACAGCUUUCAUGUCCCCUCCUGCAUGUUGGCGCUGAUGGUGAUGUCGGUCUUGAGAAACAUGUCAGGAUGCAUGCCUUCGACACCUGCCUUCAUCCAGGACUUCGGCGUGCUGCUUCCGCCCUUGCAAGCUACACCGGAGGUGAACCUAGCCCUUGCCCGUCUCCAGGCCUACUGGGUUGAUACUCAGCUGCGGGGCCUCAAGUCUGAACCCCAAGGCCCCGAAUGGAGACAACAGCGUCACUUGCAAGCCUCUAAACAGGCCCUCGGCGUGCAGUCCGGAGGCCCAGGAUCCAAACUUGCCUCGGUUCCGUUGCUGCCUCUGGACGUCGGCAAGGACCUGCACAUGAAGCUUUCCACUUGCCUGCCUAGUCCAUACGACGUUUCAGGUGAGGUUGAUGAUGAUGCUCGCUUUGCCUGCUGGAUCAUGUGCACCCUGGGGCCGUGCAUACGCGUUUGGCGCCAGCAGCAGCAGCGUGCUAUGCAAACUGUUGCCAAGUUUCUGCAGCCCUGGGACACGUGCCUUCGCAAGCUCAUGCCUGCUGACGUUGCCAAGAUGGCCUCGGCCCGCUGCCCGGCCUUUCUCUCCUGCAUCUCUGCGCUCAUGCGUUGGCCUGACACGAGCGUUGGCCUUCGCUUUGUGACCGGCUUCAAAUGCCUCGGUGUUGUUGAGUGCCCGGGCCUCUUCAAGGACGUCAGCCCCGACCCGCCUGCAGAAUUGGGCCUCCCCGCCUUGCUGGGUUCCCAUGCUGUGCGAACUGUUGACAAGCUUGAGUGCAGUCUGCCCCGCUUCCCCUUUGCCAAGGAAGCUCGUUCGUUCACAGCUGAGGAGAUUGAACAAGGCCUUGCGGAUGGUCCUUACAGCCGCGCCGACCUUGACCGCCAAUAUGGUCGUGGGCAGUGGAUUCCCAUGCGCCGCUUCAUGUUGCCUCAGAGCUCCAAACUCCGCGCCAUUGAUGACGGCCGCUUCUCGGGUCACAACAUGGCGAGUUUCCUGGAAGAAACCAUAUACACUACCAGCCCUGACUUCGUUGCUGCCGCUUGUGGUGUGCUCCUGGAGCUUCUGCUUCAAGACGAGAAUGAGAUUCCAGAGUGGGCUCUUCCUCUGUUCGGCACCGAUGAUAUGUCUGCGGCCUACAGGCAGAUCCCAAACUCCCCGCUGGAGCAGCAAGCUAUGAUCAUAGCCUACUUUGACGAGGACCACUCUGAGCUGCGCUUUGCCAAGCUCCGUGCACACCCAUAUGGGCUCGCCUCCGCUGUGCUCAACUUCAACCGUGUGCCGCUGCUGCUUGCAGCUUGGGCCCGCGGGGCCGGAGGAGUUUGCUGUACAAACUACUUUGAUGACAGUGGCACACUCGACUUUGCCUGCUCUCGUGCUUCCGGCCAAGCCUUACUGCUGUGCUCAUACAAGUGUGCUGGCCUCAGCCUUGAUUUCAACAAGCGCACGCCCAUGGCCGUCCAGCGACACUUCUUGGGUGUACUUCUGGACCUCUCUGCAGUGCAAUCUCAGGCCGAAAUGAGGGUUUGUCUUAAGGAAGGCCUUGCUGAGGACCUGUCAAGCGAGAUUCGCCGUAUCCUCGAAUGCGAUUCUCUUUCCAGUGCUGAAGCCGCUAAGUUGCGGGGCCGUUUGGGGUGGGCGUCCUGCUCCAUGUAUGGACGAUGUGGCCGUGGGGGACAGGCACCUCUCGUCCAGCGCCAAUAUGCGUCUGAGCCUCCUGCCCUGACCGCCGCUUUGCGCAGAUCCCUCGAGUUCUACCUCAGUCUCCUGCAGCUUGUUCAACCUCGCGUGAUACACCUGGCGAGCCUUUGUCGGAGGCCCGUUGUCAUCUAUACAGAUGCCAGCUGGGAACCAAAAUGUAUGCAGCGGCCCGGCUUGGGCUACGUCCUGAUGCAUCCCGACUUUUCCCAGUGCUUGGGUGGAGCAUCGUCUGUCACGGAGGAGAUCCUGGCCGUCCUUUCGGACCGCCAGACUCAAAUCAUGCCGUUGGAAGCCCUUGCUAUCCUACAAGCUUUCGCCGCCUUCUGCCACCUCAAUCUUCGUUGUCAGGAUGUGGUCCUGUUCGUCGACAAUCAGGCGGUGGUUUCCUCCUUGAUCAAGGGUGCGUGCUCCGAGGAUGACAUUUCACUCGUCCUGCUGUGCCUCCACUUGUUCUGGGCUCACUUAUCCUGCAGGGUGUGGCUGGAGUGGGUCCCCUCGGAUGAUAACCCUGCCGAUGGUUUGAGCAGAGAUGGAGCUCUCGACGAGUGGACUACCAAGCAAGGUUGGUCGCUCCGCACCCAGCCGUGCCUGCCGUGGCCCGCUCUUCUACGACUCGACAUGACUGCUGUCCCGUCUGCCCUGGAACAUUGGAAUGCUACCUUGGAUUGCUCCUGGACCUUGGAUGUCAAAUGCCAUCCAUAG